AUGAUGCGUGUUCCUCGACAAGCAUUUUCCACUGCCGCCCGUAUCCACCCCAAUAUUGUUCCUCACCUUCGUCCCCAGAAGAGAAUGUCUUUUGGAAGAUUGGUCAAGCCCGUCGCAGCCAUUGUAGCUGUUGGCUACGGGGCAAAGCUUUCUCUCGAAAUGGUGGCGAAACGACGCAUCGCUCAGAUGGAAGCCACAGAGCGCGAGAAUGCCGCAUACAGAGAGCGAAAUGAAGCCUUGAUGAACAUGUAUGGCGAUCGAUCAAGCCUCGACGAACUCGAAAAGGCCGUGCAAUUCUACGAGAAACGAUAA
Messenger RNA from Fusarium pseudograminearum CS3096, 312 nucleotides. RefSeq lists its product as uncharacterized. The record is from RefSeq and is a predicted model, not a curated record. The transcript has 2 exons. Lineage: Eukaryota; Fungi; Ascomycota; Sordariomycetes; Hypocreales; Nectriaceae. The coding region runs from base 1 to 312 and encodes 103 amino acids.